Messenger RNA from Monopterus albus (swamp eel), 4468 nucleotides. Its product is annotated as cilia- and flagella-associated protein 58. The coding region runs from base 278 to 4468 and encodes 1396 amino acids. The transcript has 12 exons. Gene Ontology annotation, cellular component: actin cytoskeleton. Lineage: Eukaryota; Metazoa; Chordata; Actinopteri; Synbranchiformes; Synbranchidae. Gene Ontology annotation, molecular function: actin filament binding. The record is from RefSeq and is a predicted model, not a curated record.
CUCUCUCAGCAGACUCGACCAAAGAGCCACUGGAGAAGAUUCACACCAUCCAAGUUCACAAGUAAAAAAAGGACAAGCCACAGAAAAGAAAGCGCUGGAUUCUGGCCAGCUGUCUGAGGAGGAAAUCAGGGACAACAAAGACCAGUAUCAUGGUAAUAAUGCUGAGAAAAGUAAAACAAGCAGCUCCUGUGAGUUUCCCUCCUCUUGUCAUCACUGCACCAAAGUAAAGAGACAGGUAUAUUCACAGACCAGAGAUGGUGUGUACACACUUUGUGCGAUGACCUCUGGGAUGAGACACAACUGGGUCCAAGCAGUGUUAAAGAAUGUGAAGACUAGUCUUACUCCUGAUAUCACAAGCUCCCUUCCAGAGCAGAAGACUCAACAGCAAACACAGCAACCUGAUUCAGAGUCAACCAGUCGUUUGCAAGCACACAAUACCAGCAGCUGGGCAGGGGAUUCACAUCAGCAGCAGAAAGAACAAGAAAGCAAACUGCAGUCAGAAAGAGAGCAGAGAUCUGCUGAUAAAAAUGCUGCAUCGUCUCUCCUCCCUGCCUUCUCUGCUCCAUCUCCCAUCAGUCCUCCUCACCAGGUGGAGGAGGGCCAAGGUGCUUCUUGUCUCCAGUGUCCACUUCUAGCUGGAACCACACAAACUGGUGUGACAUCAUGUGUUGGAGCUGGAAAUGACAACUCAUCCUCUGCAGCGGUGCUGUCAGAUGAUGAAGAACAUUCAAAAAUUCAGAUUUUAAGUGAGCAAAUUAAAACCAUACCCCAGUGUGAGGGGCAACAAAUAUCAGUGAACACCACCUGUGAGUGCAUGAAAGACAAGGAAACAUUGCCAUGUGAGCAGCAAACUGUGCAACUUGUCACAGAGUUGGAACAAACUCAGAAGGAACUGUCACAACUCCAAGAGUUAAACAAGAAUCUGCAGGAUGAACUCGAACAAGAGAGAGAGAUUCAUUCAAGAGAAAGGAUUCAUCCAGAGAAAGAUCUUUCAAACUUCUGCUUGUCUUCAGAACAAGCUUCAGCUUUACAGCAACUGCAGAAGAUAAACCAUGACCUCUACACUGAGCUGGAGGCAAAGAAGAGGAGUCAGGAAGAAGCCAGAGAAGCUGAACUACUGCGAAGAGUAGAUGUCUUAGCUCAACAAGCACAGUUACUGGUCACAGGUGAUGCCACAGCACUUGCACAACCUCAUCUUGAACACGAUCGUAAGUGGCUUCCUGAGCAGCAGAUGGAGCAGGAAUAUUAUGUGGCCUCCUUGAAGUCUCAGCUUAGCAUCAGUGAGGAGCAGAGGAGAGAGGCUGAGUCAUGUUUGACACAGCUGCAGCAGGAGCUGCAGGGUUAUCACAAGCUCCAGCGGGAAGCUGACCACCUGCAGAAACAGCUUCAGGAAAUGAAAACUCAAUUUCAUGCAAAUGAAGAAGCACAGGCUCAAAAAGAGGUUUGCCUGCAAAAGCACUUAACGCUCCUUCAAGCAAGUCAGGACAGAGAACGGAGGAGCUUGGCUGCCUGCCUGGCACAAGCUGAGCAACAUUCACAAGACCUUCAGGAGAGACUGGACAUGGCUGAGCAGAAGGUGGAGAGCAUGAAUACCUGGACCAGAGAACUUGAGGAGGCUCAACAACAGCUUCAAGAGGAGCUAGCACGUACAGUAUCGGUUGUACAGGAACUUCAAGAGGAAAAAGAGCAGCUUGACCGUCACUGUCAAGAGCUGCAGAAUCAAUUAUCUGAGGCAGAUGGGGAGAUGAGCAGGUUGCAGAGCCGCUUGAAAACAGAAGAGACACAUUACUACAAUAUUGAGCACUCAUAUGAGAAAGUGUAUGAGGAACUGCAACUAGCCUUAGGGAAGGCACAGCAAAGGGAGUCUGAAACACAGAACAUACAAGAAGGAUACCAGAAACUUCUGGACAGGAAAGAAGAAGAGUUAAGUGAAGUUUUGCUGAAGAUGGAAGUCUUGGGCAAUAGCCUGGAGGAGACAGAAAUGAAGCUGAAUGAAGUGUUGAAAGUGUGCACCUGUGCCUCUUUUCAGCUGAAGGAUGAGUUGUCAGAGCUUGCUCACCAUAAUGAGAGACAACAGCAAACAAUUGAGCCUCUCACUGUAAAUGACAGCAGGUCAAAGUCAGUGGAUAGUGGCCAACUGUUUAACAACUCAAAUAUAAUAGAUGUUGUUCAGGUAAACAGCAGCAUUUCUCACAAUCAUGCAAGAACCCGAUCUCAUUCGAUUGACCCAUCAUAUCAGUACACUGUCACUGCAGGAGACGAGCCAGAAAUGUUUAUGUCUGUGAUCCAGUUACUUGAAACUAAGCUUUAUGUGACAGAGGAGAAGCUAAGAGACAUAACGCAAAGACUGAAGGAACACCAGAGUCACCACAGCUGCCAGGACCCCCACCUUUGCUCCCAGCUCACUCAGAGUCAAGCCACUGCCCAGCACCUCAGUCUUCUGCUUCACAGUCAGGCCAAGCAGAGCCAGCGCUUCGCCUGGGCGACAGAGAACCGCUGCAGGAUGUUGGUUGGCAGGUUUCAGGUUGCUCUGAACAUCAUACAAGCCUGCAGAAAGAGGCUUCAAGGCACUCCAAUUGAUAUUUCACACAUUGACAAGCAACUAGCCACUGCUGCUGCCUGCCUUCAACAAGGACAGGAAGUUGCAGAGAAACAACAGAAUGAAUCACACAACGCCAGCAGAGGAGAGAAUAAAAUCCUCAGUGGUGAGGCUGAGAGCAACAUUAGCACUAAAAGUACACACACUAAUACAUUAUCAUCAGGGGAUGAUAUGGACUCUGCUGGGAAGUGUUUAAUGAGGGACCUAUUUGUUGUACAAAAAAUGGUGUCUGUCCUUCAGAGUCAACAUGGUACUGGGCAGCUAUCUUUGGUACCAAGAGAGGGUGAGGGGGAUGUGGCACAGAAGUACCAAACCAUAAUCUCCCAAAGAAUCGCCUUAAAUACAGAAAGAAGGACUCAUUCUGGGAGAGCAGAAUGUGACAGUGAUGAACCUUUAGAAAGUAGCAUUAGGACAGCCUGUGCUGAAGCUGAGCUAAUUUAUGUUGCCAUAAAAUGUCAGCAGCUAUAUGAGAGUGAAGUAAAUAAUCAAGAAACUGACCAUCAGAGGAAGGAUCUGACAGAUAUCAGUCCCCCAGAGUUGGUCCCAUAUGAGGAGCGGGUGCAGGCAGAGGGCAGAGGUUUAGAAGAAAUUGCACAACCAGUUGAAAAGCUCCAGUCUAGUGAUAAAACGGUGGAGGCAGAGAAAGAACCAAACUGGUUAGAGAGACUUAUAUCCCGGCUGCAAAGAAGGGUUAAAUUCCUAUGUCGUCUCUGCCAGGAGAUCUCUGAUGAGUGUAGUAUCGACCAUGACGAGGAAAAUGAUUCUGUAGUAGAUUUGAACUGGGUUCACGAGCACGCAAAGUUGUUUUAUUUGUCUGACAGGUUGUACUUGGAUUUAGAGCAGCAGUUGCAGCAAAAUGAGGUGUUGCAGAAGCGACCGCAAGCUUUGUGCAAAGAGCAGGAUGUCACAUUAAUGAAUGAGCAAGAGGCCUUUAAUCGCACUUUAGGUCAGCUGCAGGAGGACAACAGUAUGCUAAGAGAAGAGCUAGAGCGUGCUGAGCAAAAGAUAAUAUCUGUAGAGAAUGGGAAUCAAAGACUCCUAGAAGACAUUCAGAAAAGUGAACAUUAUCAUGAAGAGCACGUGCAAAAACUGGAAACAGAAUGUCAAGAGAAGAUAAGAGAACUGCAGCAGAUCCAUGAAGAAGAGAUGAAGCACUUGCAUCGUUAUUACACCAAGUCUUGUGUUUCCAAAGAGCGACAGACCAAACCUUGCGCAGAAGGACCUUCUUUCAGUGAAAGUCACUCCACCACACCAGAAAUGGCUGCGAAGGAGGCAAAAACAAAAGAGGAUCUCAGGAGUCAAAUGGUGGAAGGUGAUGCAGGAGCACUGAGGGAGGGUUACCAAAAAGAUCUUGAACAACGUCAGGGUUUCAUUGCUAUGGAGGAAAUGCACAGGAAGUUGGUAGGUGAUCUACAGCAGCAGCAUCAGACGGAGGUGGCAGCGCUUCUGAAGGAGAAAGACCAACUGCUGCGAGAGGAGACAGCUGCCACGAUGGCAGCCAUUGUAGCAAUGAGGAGAGCCCAUAAAAAGGAUCUGGAGAAAUGCAGACAAUCUCAGCACAGCAGGGAGAGUGCUGAUGUCACACAGCUGCACAUUGAAUAUGAGAAAGAGAUCCAGUUAUUGCACAAGGAGCUUGAGGUGUUGUCGGUUCAGUACACUCAGAAAUGCCUGGAAAACUCUCAGCUGAGCCAGGAGCUGCAGGAUGAGAGAAAAUCUUUGAUGCUGUACCAAAAAGAACAUCAGGAGCUCAAAAGGAAACAAAGACAGACAGAUGAAAUGUCUCACCUUCACCGCUCAUUAAAUGGGGAGCAGUUACAUGUGGCCCCUCAAAUAAAUGACUUCUAUGAGAUGGAGAAAAAUGUUCCAUAG